AUGCUAGCAAGAAAAACUGUAGCUACAGGUUCUUUGAGAAAAACUUUGAAUGAAAAGCUUCAGUCCAGUCAAAAGAAAGCAGGCCCAGCAGCUGAGACCAACUCUAGCUCUGAAUCUGAUGAUUACAUCUCCACCAGUGAAGACGAUGAACCUGGGUCUUCUGAACAGGCCAAAACUAUAGAAACCCAAAGAGAGGUAAAAUCUUGCUAUGUUUUUUCUGAUGUAGUUGAAAGGGAGGAAAAUCGAUUUGUUUUGAUAGGGGCUGCUAGAGAUGUAGGUGGGACUGAUUCUGGGAAAAUGAGGAAGAACAAGAAGAAGGAACCUUUAGCCAUAUGUGGGGGCGGGGAAGAAGGAGUCUCGAAGUCAGGGGGAAGUGGUGAGGCUGCUGCGGUGUUGACUAAUCUAAGUAAACAACAAGAUGAACCUGGUUCAUCUGAUGAACAGAGUUUGGCUGACUUGUUGAAGAAAGUGGGAGCCAGCUAUGACCCAAAGAAACGCAAGGCUUCCUCACAAAAGACCCCUGCUGCAUCCAAACCAACCAAGAAAAGCAAACAAUCACCACCCAAGUUUACUCCUAGGAUUAGAGCUACUAGAAGUAGGGUCAGGGAAAGUGAAGCAGAAUUAAAGAAGGCUUUAGAAGAAAGUAAGAAAAAGAGGAAAGAGAAAGGGAAAGCAAAGAUAGGUGAAAGCUCGGAGGCUGUGGUUGAAGAGGAAGAGGAAGAGAUGGAACAGGUCCAUCUAGAAAGGAGUACUACUGUGGAAGUUCCCACUACCAAAUCAAAGGGAACCAGGACUUCUGCCAAGAAGCCUUCCAAGCCAGUACCUGCUGAACCUGUUCUUGCCAAGAGAACAAGGUCAGCUGCAAAAGGAAAACAAGUGAAAAUUGCUGAAGAAGAUGAUGAAUGGAGUGAGGAUGAAGGAGAUGAGUCAGAGAAGGAACAAGACAGAUAUGCCAUGUUUGGCAAGAGGAAAAUUCUGAAAGGGAGACUACUCAAGGACCUGGAGGAGCCAGGAUGA
Messenger RNA from Nicotiana attenuata, 1017 nucleotides. RefSeq names its product DNA topoisomerase 1-like. The record is from RefSeq and is a predicted model, not a curated record. Bases 1 to 1017 code for a protein of 338 amino acids. The transcript has a single exon. NCBI's taxonomy places the organism in Eukaryota, Viridiplantae, Streptophyta, Magnoliopsida, Solanales, Solanaceae.